Messenger RNA from Cladocopium goreaui, 1271 nucleotides. NCBI's taxonomy places the organism in Eukaryota, Dinophyceae, Suessiales, Symbiodiniaceae. The record is from the annotation of a GenBank genome assembly.
UUGACAGUCGAAAGUAGUUCGCCCCAGCCUCAUGGCAUCGUUUCAAUUUGAUUCUGGCAGAAGCCCUGUCUUUGGCGACGUGUUCGCAGAACGGCAAGCACCUAUUGGCCCCAGUGACAACAAUUCAGCACUGCUGGACCGCAGAGAGUGGCCAAGUCUGGAGAUUUCCCUUCCUGAACUUGAAUCUGACUUUCCUGCUUAUCCACCUGAAGCUGUUGAAGUUCGGAAUACCUUCAUCCAUGUAGCGAGUCCAGCAGCUGAAGAUGCUGACCGGCCUGUGCUGUCGUGCCCUGCCAGCAAAAUAGGAUGGAUUGAAGAUUUGCUCGAGGAUCAGAAGAAUCGACCCCCAACACCGCCAGCUCCGCCAACUCACCCCCCUCCAGUGCUGAAGCAAAAGGAGGAGUUCUCCCGUCCUGUGAUUCGCCUAGAGAAUGCCCUUGAAGUACAAGCAGCUGCAGCUCAAGCUGAUGCUGGGCUACAAGUUCCACAAGUUCCUUUGUCCAUGGGGCGAUCACAGGGCACUGGACGUGCCCUGGGAGUCAUUGGAGAUCAACGUGGACGGGGUCAAAGUACCUAUAUGCUUCCAACAGCCUACUCCUCCACGGGUGGAGAUAUGAAUCCAUUGAAUCCAGCGAGAUCCCACACGGUUGGCGCCAUCGGUCCUGUGGCUUUCGUGCCAUCCGUACCGGCCGGUCCAGCACCUGCCGGUCCCAUCCUUGGCACGGGCCAAACCGCCAGUUCAUUGGGGCCGCAUGCGCCCAAACCACAUGGAACGAAAGAACUUCCGAGCGUUGGAUCAGCCGGACAUGCUUUUGGGACCUGCAAACCCUGCGGUUUCUUUUACGCGAAAGGUUGUCUCAAUGGUGCCGCAUGCUCAUUCUGCCACCUGUGUGAUCGCGGAGAAAAGAAGCGGCGGCAGAAGCAGAAGAAAGCAUGUCUCAAAGGAGGUGCUUGAGUUCCAGGUUUGGCAUUUGUUUGGCGCCAUAAUGAGCAGCGCCAAAGCCAUACCUCGCUCCAUCUGCAUGACUGCUGCCAUGGACCGUCGGAGCAAUAAUUCAGCCUAGAGUUCCGUUGCACAGUGAUGGUACAAUAGCUGGGGGGUGCCGGGCACAUGUUCUUGCAAGUCAGCAUCGCUACUGGAAGAUUCUAAUCAAAGGUUCUUUCUCAGUGGAAAAGGCACCACAAAACCCGGACUGGAAUUAUAUAUGACGCGCAUAUGUAUGACUUCUGCAGCCAGCCUAGGAUGCUGCAAAGUGCCCUGAACAAAAAAA